Molecule: messenger RNA, 2897 nt
Organism: Jaculus jaculus (lesser Egyptian jerboa)
Lineage: Eukaryota; Metazoa; Chordata; Mammalia; Rodentia; Dipodidae
Gene: Arl8b
Product: ADP ribosylation factor like GTPase 8B
Exons: 7
Coding region: 151-711 (186 amino acids)
Biological process (GO): protein transport; anterograde axonal transport
Cellular component (GO): lysosomal membrane
Molecular function (GO): GTPase activity; GTP binding
Source: RefSeq, a predicted model, not a curated record
GCCGCCUGCCCGUGUCCGCCCGUGUCGCGCCGGGGCCCCGAGCAGCCGUUGGAGGAGGAGGGGGUCGGACUCGGCGUUCCUCGGGCGUCGGUGCUCGCCGCCGCCGCCGUUUGUCCGCGCGUCCGCCGUCGCUCGCUCGAGGCCGUCGCCAUGCUGGCGCUCAUCUCCCGCCUGCUGGACUGGUUCCGCUCGCUCUUCUGGAAGGAGGAGAUGGAGCUGACGCUCGUGGGGCUGCAGUACUCCGGCAAGACCACCUUCGUCAACGUCAUCGCGUCAGGUCAAUUCAGUGAAGACAUGAUUCCCACAGUGGGCUUCAACAUGAGGAAAGUAACUAAAGGUAACGUCACAAUAAAGAUAUGGGAUAUAGGAGGACAACCCCGAUUCCGAAGCAUGUGGGAACGGUAUUGCAGAGGAGUCAAUGCUAUUGUUUACAUGAUAGAUGCUGCAGAUCGUGACAAGAUUGAAGCCUCUCGAAAUGAACUACACAAUCUUCUAGAUAAACCACAGCUACAAGGGAUUCCAGUACUAGUUCUUGGAAACAAAAGAGACCUUCCAAAUGCCUUGGAUGAGAAACAGCUAAUUGAAAAAAUGAAUCUGUCUGCUAUUCAGGAUAGAGAAAUUUGCUGCUAUUCAAUUUCUUGCAAAGAAAAGGAUAAUAUAGAUAUCACACUUCAGUGGCUUAUUCAACACUCAAAAUCUAGAAGAAGCUGAAACAUCUCCUGAAGUCUUCCAGUUCUUCUUGGCUAUAAUCCUAGAAUUAUUGUCCGUUGCUCUGAAGUCCUUCCCAGAAUAUGGUCCUUCCUAAACCCAAGAAAUUGCCUUUUUCGGAGUUUAUUUCUCAUGUGCACUGCUGAAGAUGUGUAUCCCUAACCCUCCCUCAUACCGAUCAGCUAGAGUUGUCAUGAUAAAGUCAGCACACAUCAAAAGACUUCACACACAUACUUGUCUGAGUGUGUAGAGCUUUAUUUUAUUUUAUUUUAUUUUUUUAAAAUAAAAGUAAAAAACACACUUUUGACCAUCUUAAAUCAAGAAAAUUCUAUAUUUCCAUCUGGUCUUUCUGGGCCAGAUUUUUAUAUUGGCUCUCAGUAAAUGUUUACUUACGAUAUUUCAUUAUAGAGUCCAGUAGCUUAAUACUGAUACUGACUUGACAGCAUGAAAUUUCUAGUGCCACACCCAGUACUUAGAAAACCGUUAAGCCAACACGUGGGAUAUAAACUUAAUGUUUAUCUUAUCUCACAAAUGCAUGUGAAAUGUAUCAUUACAACAUAGGAUUAAAGGAUGGUCUGUCACAAGUGAGUAAAGGCACCAGAUCGAUGUUCUUUGUUCUUUACACUGGAGAGUUCCUACCUGGUGAAUUUUAGAGACAUUCUGCUCUCUGAGAAUCCUCACUGUCAGGUAGCAUUUGGGGAAGCGAGAGGAGUUAGAGCAUGCUGUUUUGUGUCUGUCCAGAUCAUUACAUUUUUUUCUUUCCCUUUCUACAUACUUUUUUUAAGGGGUUGGGAAUUGAAGAUUUUCUCAAAAGCUUUCAUGAAUUUAGAGCACUCUGGCCAAUGUAAUAAAACCUGUUAGUCUGACUUUGUUCAAAAUCCAUGUCGGUUCUUUGUAUCUCCAGUCACUGAAUUGUGCUGCUCCAUGACCCUCCAACUCCUGACUUUUAUAUCCAGUCAUAAAAGUUGACUUUCAGCACAAGAGACACUUAUAAACAAAUAAAAAUUCUUAUUUUUUUUUCCUGUUAUAAGGAUUGACACUCUUUUGUCUGGUGCCUUUAGACAUCUUGAUUAUUGUGACAACUCUAGACCUGCCGGCUUUAUCUAGUGUAAUCAUGUGCAAUGUCUACAGGUUGCUUAAUAAUCCAUCACACAGAGAACUGAGGAACUGAUGCUGUUUUUUGCUUGCUUCUAUGGUACAGAAUUGUAUAAAAACUUAAAGCAAACAUAUUUGAUAGUCUGUGAUCUUCAUAUACAUAAAGGGACAUAUUAAUGCUGGUUCACUUAUAAGCUGUUAUUCAUACAGAAGCUGUAGUGGAUAAACCUCUGUGGUGACACCUCUUACAUGUGCCUCACACUGUGUGUGACUUUGUUUCUUUUAAGCAGCACUUAUGUAGAUGAUGCAUUUCUAGAUGUAUUGAGCACUCAGAGUACAGUCAACAGCAAGUUCUUUUAAUGAAUACCCGUUUUAAUUUAUAGAAUGCCAUGGCCUUAAAAAGAUUCUGUACAAAUACUGCACUGUGUUGCACAGACACUACUUGCUUUUCUCCAUUCACAUUUUUAAAGAGUCGGAUCUGGGCUUUUAAAGUUCUCUUCUUAUUCUUUGGGCAUGUUGUGUACUUCCCAGAUGGGUUGGAUGGUUUUGUGAAUAAUGAAGGGAUAUUUAAAAUGGCUACUGUAGCUUGACCUCAUUAAUGGUCACUGUGAACUGUUACAAAGAAUGUGGCAACUUGCUUGUGCCUAAAAGGAGGGAUUGGAACUAGAUUGUGUGACUAAGUGGGGACUGCAUAGGUUUGUUAAUUGACCUGUAGCUUCAAGUGUUUGUGUGUCUUUUUAUUGCUCUUAGCAUUUUAAGACAACUAAAAGCUACUACCAACAUUUUACUGUGCAUAACCUCUGCAUGUGAAAAUUUAACAGCUACCAAACUUUGUAAAUACGUACAUUUUUUUAUUUAGGUGGAUGCAUUUUUGUCUGUUUAUUGCUUUUCUCAGCUUUAUUCAAUAAACUUGCAUUUUGAGGGUUGUAUUGGCAAUUUCAGCUUAUGUGCAUCCUGAUGAAAGGAGCAGACUUCUUUGGAAUGGAGUGGUAAAAUUCCCCUGAGGGGACCCCAUAGACCAUGUGCUAAAAGGAAGUCAACUCUGAUCACAGUUGGGUCUGUGGGCUGAACUAGAAAUAAACUUUUAAAAUAUC